Jaculus jaculus (lesser Egyptian jerboa) is the source of this 2503-nucleotide messenger RNA. It is a transcript of the gene Neurod1, whose product is annotated as neuronal differentiation 1. The record is from RefSeq and is a predicted model, not a curated record. Gene Ontology annotation, molecular function: protein dimerization activity. Lineage: Eukaryota; Metazoa; Chordata; Mammalia; Rodentia; Dipodidae. The transcript is spliced from 2 exons. Gene Ontology annotation, biological process: regulation of DNA-templated transcription; nervous system development. The coding region runs from base 147 to 1193 and encodes 348 amino acids.
UCAGCAUCCUCGCCUCGGCUAUAUAACCUGAGCUGCCGCACAGCCCCGACACGAGGAACUCGCCCACGCACAAGGCACGGCGUCCGAGGCUCCAGGGUUAUGAGACCAUCACGGCUCAGGACCUUCUAACAACAGGAAGCGGAAUCAUGACCAAAUCGUACAGUGAGAGCGGGCUGAUGGGCGAGCCUCAGCCCCAAGGUCCUCCAAGCUGGACAGACGAGUGUCUCAGUUCUCAGGAUGAGGACCACGAGGCUGACAAGAAGGAGGACGAGGACUCUCUGAGGAACGGGGGAGAGGAGGAGGACGAAGAUGAGGAUCUGGAGGAGGAGGAGGAGGAGGAGGAAGAGGAGGACGACCAGAAGCCCAAGAGACGCGGUCCCAAAAAGAAGAAGAUGACCAAGGCCCGCCUGGAGCGAUUUAAAUUGAGGCGCAUGAAGGCCAAUGCCCGGGAGCGGAACCGCAUGCACGGGCUGAACGCGGCGCUGGACAACCUGCGCAAGGUGGUGCCCUGCUACUCCAAGACGCAGAAGCUGUCCAAGAUCGAGACGCUGCGCCUGGCCAAGAACUACAUCUGGGCUCUGUCGGAGAUCCUGCGCUCAGGCAAAAGCCCCGACCUGGUCUCCUUCGUCCAGACCCUCUGCAAGGGCCUGUCCCAACCCACCACCAACCUGGUUGCGGGCUGCCUACAGCUCAACCCCCGGACAUUCCUGCCGGAGCAGAGCCCGGACUUACCCCCGCACCUGCCGGCGGCCAGCGCUUCCUUCCCCGUGCAUCCUUACUCCUACCAGUCCCCGGGGCUGCCCAGCCCGCCCUAUGGUACCAUGGACAGCUCCCACGUCUUCCACGUCAAGCCGCCGCCGCACGCCUACAACGCGGCGCUGGAGCCCUUCUUUGAGAGCCCGCUGACCGACUGCACCAGCCCAUCCUUCGACGGACCUCUCAGCCCGCCGCUCAGCAUCAACGGCAACUUCUCUUUCAAACACGAACCAUCCGCCGAGUUUGAAAAAAAUUAUGCCUUUACCAUGCACUAUCCUGCAGCGACCCUGGCAGGGACCCAAAGCCGCGGUUCAAUCUUUUCGGGCGCCGCCGCCCCUCGCUGCGAGAUCCCCAUAGACAAUAUCAUGUCCUUCGAUAGCCAUUCGCAUCACGAGCGAGUCAUGAGUGCCCAGCUCAAUGCCAUCUUUCACGACUAGAGGCACGUCGGUUUCACCACUCCCGGGAAACGAACCCACACUGUGCUUACAGAGACCGUCGUGUUUACAGAGGGCAGCCCUCUUGUACGAUUGCUGCAAAGUGCGACUACUCCCCAAGCUUCAAGUGAUAUAUGUAUUUAUUGUCGUUACUGCCUUUGGAAGAAACAGGGGAUCAAAGUUCCUGUUCAUCUUAUGUAUUAUUUUCUAUAGCGCUACUAUUCUAAAAAAUUAUGACAAUACAAUAAGGUAAAAAAAAAAAAGUGCACCAUGAGUUUGGUGUAGCUGUGUUCAGAUCAUAUUAAUUAUCUGAUCGGGAUAAAAAAAUCACAAGCAAUAAUUAGGAUCUAUGCAAUUUUUAAACUGAUAAUGGGCCAAUUAAAAUAUAUAUAUAAAUAUAUAUUUUUCAACCAGCAUUUUACUACUUGUUACCUUUCCCAUGGUGAAUUAUUUUGUUGUGCUUUUGUACAGAAUUUUUAAUGACUUUUUAUAAUGUGGAUUUCCUAUUUUAAAACCAUGCAGCUUCAUCAAUUUUUAUACAUAUCAGAAAAGUAGAAUUAUAUCUAAUUUAUACAAAAUAAUUUAACUAAUUUAAACCAGCAGGAAAGUGCUUAGAAAGUUAUUAUGUUGCCUUAGCACUUCUUUCUUCUCUAAUUGUAAAAAAAAAAAAUAUUGCACAAUUUGAGCAAUUCAUUUCACUUUAAAGUCUUUCCCUCUCCCUAAAACAGAGACCAGAUCCACAACUCUCAAGAGGAUGAAAAAAGAAAUGUAUUUCUUCUCAAAACAUAUCAAUUCAUUUCUUGCACAAGCUUGUAUAUACAUAUUAUAAAUAAAUGCCAACAUACACAUCUUUAAAUUGAAAGCUGCUUGACUAUCACAUACAAUUUGCACUCUUUUCUUUUUAGUCUUUUACUCCUACACAUUUCAUGAUUUUACAGAGCAUCUGAAGCUAUUGGUAAUUCCAGAAAAUAUAAAUGCAUGAUUUUUAUACAUAGUCACACAAAUGGUGGUUUGUCAUAUUCAUGUAAUCAAUCUGAGCCUAAAUUUAUUCAGGUUGUUAAUGUUGGGAUUUAUCCUGUUGUAGUCAGUUAGUACAGUAGCUUACAUAAACUUCAAACCAUUUAAUUCAUAAUUAGAACAAUAGCUAUUGCAUGUAAAAUGCAGUCCAGAAUAAGUGCUGUUUGAGAUGUGGUACUGGUAUCCCUGGGUUUGAUCUGUACUGUAAUCUUGUUUGUAAUCUUGUAUAUUAUGGUGUAAUGCACAAUUUAGAAAACACUCAUCCAGUUGCAAUAAAAUAGUAUUGAAACUCCAAA